AUGCUGAGCUCCGCCACCUGGACCCUGAGCAGCGCCGCGGGACCGGGCUCCAGGGCUGGGACAGGCAGGCCACGCUCGCUCAAAGCCUGCCCUAAACAGCUCCGACCCCUCCAUCCCUGGCGGAAGCUCCAGGGGCCUUCAGAUGUCUCCUGCGGGGGCCCAUGGCUUGCCCCUUCCCGCACCUUCCCGCACCUUCCCGCACCUUCCCGACUGAGGCGGCCCGUGCAGCCAGCCGGCCUUCAAAUCAAAGAUGGAAGAGAAAAUCAAAUUUGGUAUUUGAAAAUAUCAAAACUAGCAUUGGCUUUUGCAAUUAUCCAUUCAAAGCCACCAGGGAAGAGUUCCAAAGAAUACACAGAGUACCUUGCCAAAACUGUAUCCGAACAAGAUUUUGGAUGGAAAAGGAAGGUGGAAGUGCUGGAAGCCGAAGUUCUUCGAUUACGCCAGGAACUUCUUUUGAACCGGAUCUCUCCAAGAUUCUGCUUGGAAAACAGAAAACAGGAUGCCUCUGCUGAAACUCUUCUGGGUCAGGAAUCUGUAAACCCUGCAAGUUGCUCAAGCCAGCUAGAAGAUUCUGGAUGUGAUGUCUGUAAUGACUCUGCAUUUGAUUCUUUAGGCAUAGCUUCAGAUUUUCACCAAUCUGAGCAUAAUGUCAACACUUCUAAACAUUGGUUGGAAAGAGUUCCCCCACUGAAUUUUUGCCAUACUAGCAAGGAGCAAUCCCUGACUGCUCCAGUGCAUUUUUUGCAAUGUUUGCUUGAAAUAAGGAAACUGUCAGAAGGAGGAAUUCUUCAAGCGGACUUCUCAGAGCUUGAGAAUGAUUCUUUCACCAUAUGCAAUUCAGUGUCUCAGUUGCUUGAUGGACUGACUGUUUUUUACAACAGUCCUAAAUUCCCAUCUCCAAGUUUCCUUAAUGAAGGAGUUUGUGUUUUGAUCAGUUUAAUAACUGAUACUAAAUUAUCCAAUCAUGUUUUGAAGAAAUGUUUCAAGAAGAUGGAAGAAUUUAAGAGAAAUCUAAUUAAAAUUAUUUUAAGAAAUAGGAGUGUCAAUAGGUUUCAGGCACUGAAUUCUGUAUCACAAAUGCUGGGUUUGCUGGGAAGGAAUAGCAUACUAAGGAAUUCUUUAAUAUCUCUUCUUCUAUCAGAAGUCCGUCGGUUUGCUGAGCAGUUGUUGCAGGCUCACCAGGUCCAGUCUGUGUAUGACAUCACCCAGUAUGAGAAUAUGUUUCUUUUGUGCAUGAUUCUGGAACAACUUCUUCAAAAUGAGGCAGAAGAAAGUAACAUUUCAAGCUCAGACUAUGGAGGAGAAGAAAAAAUCAAAUUUCUGAAGAACCUUGAUGAAAUUAUUCUUCAUCUCUCAGAUGAAUUCCCUUUGUUUUCUUUAUAUUUGUGGAGAGUGAGUGUUCUUUUGAACUCAGGUCAAAUGCAAAUUGAUUAAAACAAGCAGCCUACUUUUUAACCAUGCAUUUGUGGUGGGAUUGCAUUGGAGAAUUUUCAGGCCAGACAGGGCCUUAUUGGGAAACAUUUACUUUAAACUACUAUUCUAUACAGCAGUUUCAGAGAUAAUGCAAUUUAUUUCAAAUUUUGAGUGUAGAAAAA
Molecule: messenger RNA, 1595 nt
Organism: Ficedula albicollis (Collared flycatcher)
Lineage: Eukaryota; Metazoa; Chordata; Aves; Passeriformes; Muscicapidae
Gene: MEI4
Product: meiotic double-stranded break formation protein 4
Exons: 5
Coding region: 1-1434 (477 amino acids)
Biological process (GO): spermatogenesis; meiotic DNA double-strand break formation; DNA recombination
Cellular component (GO): lateral element
Source: RefSeq, a predicted model, not a curated record